AUGAGAUCAACAAUCUCAAUACAGAUAUCUGUCGCAUCCUCCCAUUUCUCUUUAGCGGGAAUUAUUCAUUGGUGUAAAUUUAGGGAUAAUGAGAUAAUUUUUGGAGCAAUAUUUUUUGGUGUUAUUCAUCGGGGUAAUUGGACCACACCCUCAAAAUUACCCCAAAUAGCUUGCUGGAACAACAACUUGGGUAAUCUUGCCCUCUCACCCUCCUCACAACGUCUCUUCUUCUUCCAUCGCAUUCUUCCGACUCUAAUCCCUCAUUUUCCACCUCCUCCGCCGCCGCCUCAAUUGGCUAGGACCCAGAGCCUCCGACGCCAAUCCCUCCUCCUCUGCCUCCUCCGCCGCCGCCUCAACCGUCUCUCGAACCCAGAGUCACUUGAGGCACCACGCAAUGUUGCUCCGAUUGAUGGUGAUUCUGAUGAGGACGGUGACCUACAAAAUCAACAAGCACAGCGGACAACUACAUCAUGUUGGAGAGAACAAAUGGCAAACACAAUGUGGGAGGAUGGGACAAAUGUAGCCCAAGGAGUCUAGAGCAAAGUUAUAUGCCGAUAGAUUAUAUUUGUACUAAUUAAGAUUUAAGUUACUGACUAAGACUUUAUUUAUAAUAAUUGAGACUUCAUCAUCAUCAUUGUAAUAGAUGUAGGAAUGAUUAAAUAAUUAUUUCAAUUGAAAA
Molecule: messenger RNA, 679 nt
Organism: Asparagus officinalis (garden asparagus)
Lineage: Eukaryota; Viridiplantae; Streptophyta; Magnoliopsida; Asparagales; Asparagaceae
Exons: 3
Coding region: 1-537 (178 amino acids)
Source: RefSeq, a predicted model, not a curated record